AUGGCGCAACAGCCCUUGCCAACCACGGCCCAGCCGACCGACAUUUACGGCGGAGAUGAGGUAUCGGCCCUCGUGCUUGACCCUGGCUACUGCACCACACGCGCUGGCUUCGCCGGUGAAGAUGCUCCCAAAUCCGUGCUGCCCUCGUUUUACGGGCAUGUUACAAGCGACCCGCCCAGGGACAUCUUCGGCGACGAGUGUAUUAUCCCACGCGCCGACUUCGAGAUUCGCAACUAUAUGAACCGCGACAGCAUUGUCGAGGACUGGGAUGUCGCGAACAAGGUGUGGGAGCACAUGCUGAUCAAGCGCCUUCAACCCGAACGCCCAAGCCCCCCGUCCAAGAACGGCCUCAACGACGAGCCCAAGGAAGCCGAUACCGAGGGCGAUGUCGCGAUGGAGGAAGUUGAGACGCAAGAAAAACCGCUGCAGGAGAACCCUCUGCUCAUUACAGAGGCGCCGUGGAACACGCCAAAGAACAGAGAAAAGGCCAUCGAGCUGGCGAUGGAGAACUGGGGCUGCCCCGCGUUCUGGCUGAGCAAGACACCUGUCCUGGCGGCUUUUGCUGCCGGCAAGGCCACUGCUCUUGUCAUUGACGUGGGCGGCGCCAACGCCUCGGUCACUGCCAUUCACGACGGCAUGGUUCUGAAGCGCUCGGUCCAGCGCUCUCCUGCUGCCGGUCUUUGGCUGUCUUCUCAGAUCCGCAGCUUGUGGAAGACUUCAGAGCCCCAGGUCAAUCUUGUACCCACUUAUAAGAUUGAGAACAAGACUGCAGUGGACGCCCUGGCGCCCGCGCAGUACCGCGAGCGCAAGUUCCCCUUUCAGAUCAGCGACUCGUUCAACCUGUACGAGGAGGAGCGAACCUUGACCGAGUUCAAGGAGUCGGUCGUCGAGGUAUGGCGCGGACCUGGCAAGCUCGGCGCGCCCGGCAACGAGGACUACGUUAAGACCCAGCCCGGCCGGGUGUUUGAGAUGCCAGACGGCUACAACCAAAUGUGGCGCGAGCAGCGCUUCAAGGUGACCGAGGGUCUGUUUGACGACAACGCAGGCCUGCCGGUGCCCGAGUCGGAGCGCCUCACCAAGGGUCAGACGAUCCCUGAGCUCAUCAAGGCGUCGCUCAGUGCGAUCGACGUUGACCUGCGCGGCAACCUACUCGCCAACGUGGUCGUGAUGGGCAGCACCAGCCUAAUCAACGGCUUCAACGACCGCCUAAACAACGAGCUGACGGCCAUGUACCCCGGCCUCAAGAUCAAGAUCCACGCGGCGGGCCUGACGAGCGAGCGCCGUUUCGCCUCGUGGAUUGGCGGCAGUAUCCUGGCCAGCUUGGGCACGUUCCACCAGAUGUGGAUUUCGAAAAAGGAGUACGAGGAGAACGGCGUCAACAUCGUAGAGAAGCGCUGCAAAUAG
Molecule: messenger RNA, 1404 nt
Organism: Akanthomyces muscarius
Lineage: Eukaryota; Fungi; Ascomycota; Sordariomycetes; Hypocreales; Cordycipitaceae
Exons: 2
Coding region: 1-1404 (467 amino acids)
Biological process (GO): regulation of transcription by RNA polymerase II
Cellular component (GO): SWI/SNF complex; NuA4 histone acetyltransferase complex
Molecular function (GO): chromatin binding
Source: RefSeq, a predicted model, not a curated record